Messenger RNA from Leucoraja erinaceus (little skate), 3260 nucleotides. Its product is annotated as transcriptional activator protein Pur-alpha-like. The coding region runs from base 16 to 894 and encodes 292 amino acids. Gene Ontology annotation, biological process: regulation of transcription by RNA polymerase II. Gene Ontology annotation, molecular function: DNA-binding transcription factor activity, RNA polymerase II-specific; RNA polymerase II transcription regulatory region sequence-specific DNA binding; purine-rich negative regulatory element binding. The record is from RefSeq and is a predicted model, not a curated record. Gene Ontology annotation, cellular component: nucleus. The transcript has a single exon. NCBI's taxonomy places the organism in Eukaryota, Metazoa, Chordata, Chondrichthyes, Rajiformes, Rajidae.
GGUUGGUGGCUCAAGAUGGCGGAGGGUGACAGCGGGAGUGAGCGAGGCGGCGGCGGCGGUGGAGGUGGCGGCGGCGGGGGAGGUGGAGGAGGCGGGGGAGGCGGCCUCUUGUUGCAGCAACAGCAGCAGGAGACACAGGAGCUGGCCUCCAAGCGGGUGGACAUCCAGAACAAGCGCUUCUACCUGGACGUCAAGCAGAAUGCUAAAGGCCGCUUCAUCAAGAUCGCCGAGGUGGGCGCGGGAGGCAACAAGAGCCGGCUCACGCUCUCUAUGGCGGUGGCGGCCGAGUUCCGCGACUACCUGGGCGACUUCAUCGAGCACUACGCGCAGCUCGGCCCGUCGGACACGGACUCGGCCGCCGGCCUGGCAUCAGACGAGCCGCGGCGAGCGCUCAAGAGCGAGUUCCUGGUGAGGGAGAACCGCAAGUACUACAUGGACCUGAAGGAGAACCAGCGCGGCCGCUUCCUGCGCAUCCGCCAGACCUUAAAUCGAGGCCCCGGCUUAGGGGGGACGCAAGGCCAGACCAUCGCCCUGCCGGCGCAAGGCCUGAUCGAGUUUAGAGACGCGCUGGCCAAGCUGAUCGACGACUACGGCGUGGACGACGAGCCGUGCGGCCAGGCCGAGCUGCCCGAGGGCACGUCCAUCACUGUGGACAGCAAGCGCUUCUUCUUCGACGUGGGCUCCAACAAGUACGGCGUGUUCAUGCGGGUGAGCGAGGUGAAGCCGUCGUACAGAAACUCCAUCACCAUCCCGUACAAAGCCUGGUCCAAGUUCGGCAGCGCCUUCAGUAAGUACGCCGAGGAGAUGAAGGAGAUCCAGGACAAGCAUCGGGACAAGAUGCUCUUCGAGAGGCGAGCCGACGAAUCGGAUGGCGAAGAUGUGGACGACGAUUGAAGCUAUUCAGUAAGAGAAGAAGAAACAAAAAAAAAGAAAAUAAGAGCAAAUUGUGUCGAUUGAGAAGUUAAAAAAAAAAUUAACGAGUAAAUUGGUGUGUCGAUUGCAAAGAAAGACGUUUUAAAAAAUCUUUAAAAAGAACAAAUUGGGUCGAUUGCAAAGAAGAUUUACAAAAAUAAAACCUCGAGAAAAUGUUUUGAAUAGUAUUUUUUGGGAAACGCAGUUACAUAAGUGAAAAUGCAUCUUCUGAAGAGUGGAAACGACUUGCAAUGGUAUAUGUAUGCAAAUUUGUGAAGGGAAAGAAAUGGAGCAAGUUCUGGAAGAUGUUGGAUGAACGAUUCAUUGCGAAAUACACACUGUUAUUUGUGGAAAAGCGUCGUAUCACUGAACCAUCAGCAAUUCAGAAAAGAAAAGAUUUGUUGGCACAACCAAAAGUUUUACAGGAAGAGAAAAAAACUACAAACCUCCACAUGGAGUGAAAAUUAUUUGGAGAGCCACCAUCAAGGCCCUGAAGCCAGCAACACUUCAAAAACGUUCUUUUCGUAUAUUUAAAAAGUUCUUAUGGAAGUUUUUUUAAUUAUUUUAAAUACUGGACAAUCAAGAGUCAUUUUUAAAAUUUGUUUUCAUUCUAAAUAUUUCAAAUAUAUUUGAUAAAACUGUCGUUUCUGAUGUAGAAAAUUAAUGUUUUUAAAUAGAAACAAAUGAAGGCUUGACUUAUUCAAUAGCAGGAUACAGUGCUAGUUUCACAUGAAAUCUACUGCCAGGGUUUGCAUACAGAUUGACUGCAGCUCAUCCAUUUGAAAGUAAUGUCCCAUUUUGUUUUGUGUGUUUUGUUUAGCUGUAGUGUAUCUCUUCUCCCCCCCCCCCCCCCCCCCCCCCCCCCCCCCCCCCCCCCAGUAUUUUUGGCAGUGUUAUGUGCAUCCUGUAACAUCAUUGCAGUAUAAAUUAUCAGCAGAAAUUCUGCUAGUGUGAACUUGUUACCCUGUAGUAGAGACUGCUUGUAACUAGCCCCGGUGCUAUUGUCGACAACUAAUGACAUGUCGAGCCUUGUUAAGAGAUGCUCAAUGGAGUGUUUCUGUUUUACUUUUAUUUUAAGUCAGUUAUCCACGACGUACAAUCUGACUUUUCCAGACUUGAGAAUGUGCAUUUGCUUUUAAGUAGAAUAAUUGUAUAAAAAAAAAAAUUCACAAUGAACCACAAUUUCCCAAGAAACAUUAUUUAUGUACACAAAAUUGUUAGCUAUUGGGCAGAAUAGAUGAGAACUAAAAUUAUUUACCUAACAAACACCGGCAAUAAGGAAAAGGGUCGUACAGCUCUGCUGUUUUUUUCCAUUUAAAUCGUGCAGGAAUUUAGGCUUUUAAUGUUAUUUUUUUAAGCUGUCUAUUUAUUUAUUAGAAACAGUAAUUAUAUUUUGCAGUAUUUUCCCCUCUAAAGGCUCCGGACUAUGCUAUUAGAGCAAAUAACGAGCAUUUUCCUGCCGAUUGACCCAAGUAGCCGGUGAGUCGGAUAUAAGCAUUCAAUACACAUUUGAAAAUUAUUGAAUUAUAUGUGCAUCCAUUAUAGACCACUCAUUAUUCGUUAUCCACAAUUUAAUUUUAUGCCAUUCAAUAUACCCCUACAUGAGCUGUCAAAGUUGUGACGUGUUAUUCAAUUGUGUUUAAACUGAGUCGGGUGGGGAAGGGGAUGGUGUUGGUGCAUUAAAGGGGAGGAAUUAAAGCCAGGAUGUUCAGAUAUCACUUUUGCAAUCAAACAGCUUUCAGUUUGAAUGUGUGCUGAUGUAAACAAUAUCUGGACUGAAAAAAAAAAAAAGUAACCUCUUGCCAGCUAGCAUUCAAGGAUAACUGGGAGAAGCUGCUAGGCAAAUAUUGUUUGUGUGUGUGUGUAUAGAUAUAUAAUUCUGGUGUGAAUGGGAAUAUCUCCACCAGAUACGGUCCUUUACACUUUGCAUAUUUUGGUUUUGUGUGUUUUUGUUUUAAAUUCAUGGGUGAAGGAAAAUGAGAAAGUAGAUUGGAGUCUUCAUAACCUGGUUGUGGCUUGUAAAUUACACGAGAUAGUAUGCAACUUCUAAGCUGUAUAAAAUGUCACCUGUGUUGAGCAUAGUAAUCCACACCUGUUUGGAUACGUUUCAAUGUGCUGUAAGAGUUGGCUGGUUCAAACAUGAUUAGUUGGGUCUAUGAAAUAGACUCUUGAUGUAAGGAGGAAAUUUAGCGGAGAGCUUUGGAAUACAAAACAUGCAGCUUGGUAAUCUUUGUUCGAAGGAGAAUUUAUAGCCAGUUUGUUUGUUGAAUUUUCUGAUUAUCUGCUUAUUCAGUGUGUGGUGUCUUUGUUUUUAAAACUUAUUAGAAAUUAAAAUAUACAAAGUGAAA